Molecule: messenger RNA, 5343 nt
Organism: Chiloscyllium plagiosum (whitespotted bambooshark)
Lineage: Eukaryota; Metazoa; Chordata; Chondrichthyes; Orectolobiformes; Hemiscylliidae
Source: RefSeq, a predicted model, not a curated record
AUGUUAAGAAAACAGAUUGAAGAGAAGCUGCCUCCUAUCUCUCUCGUGCUGCAGAAGCAUGAGCAACAGCUGGAAGACCGAGAGAAGAGGACGGAAGAGAUGGAGUACAGGGCCACAGUGGUAGAAGCUGAUGCCAGUUUAUCAAAGGAUAAGAUCCAAGUCCUGGAGACGCAGGUCCAUAAUUUGCCCUCAAUUCCCCAUCGACUGAACCUUUUCUAUGUUGCCAAUGAUGUUAUUCAAAACUGCAAAAGGAAGAACGCGAUUAUUUUUCGAGAUGCAUUUUCAGAGGUUCUGAUUGAAGCCGGCACUUUGGUGAGGGAUCCUUCCAUUCGGAAAUCUGUGGAGCGAAUAUUCACAAUAUGGGAGCAGAGAAGCGUCUACCCAGAGGAGUUGAUUGUGGACCUGCGAGCCGCUCUUGUGGGACGAAAACCAGCUGAAUUUACAAAAGUGAAAACAGUGAGCGAUAAGACCCGUGUUGUGGUGAAAUCCAAGAUUCUCGCUGAAUUCCGGCCUCAGGCACUGAUUGACCAGCUCGGGUCCUACAAACAAGCUGAGGAUGAGAGAGAGUUCAAGGAGAAGCAGCUUGGGACCCUCCGCGUGGACGUUUGCAGCACAGAGACAUUGAAACGGUUGAAAGAUCGUGCUGGAGGCAAACGCUUUUCCAAAGACUUUGAAGAAUCCAGCUCCAAGUUGGAAGACUUCUGUGCCGAGCUCGAGAGGGAGGUGAAGAAGACCCCACCGCUGAUCGAAGCACUCGAAAAUGCAGAGAUCUUUUAUGAGGCUCAGUACAAGGAGGUGAAGAUUGUAGCUAAUGCGUACAAGACGUUUGCGAACAGAGUCAACAACCUGAAGAAGAAGCUGGACCAGCUGAAGACCACGCUGCCAGAUCCAGACGAGUCUCCCAUUCCGUCUCCCAGCAUGGACGCUCCAUCGCCGACUGGCUCCGAGUCCCCCGUGCGGCCGCUCGACGAGCCCGUGGUGGAGCUGAAGAAGCUGGAGGAGAGCCCCGGGCCGCUGACGCCAGACGCCUCGGGUGAUAACUGCGAUGUGGAGGACAUGGAGCUCUCUGAUGACGAAGCAGCGGGAGCAGCAAAUAUCAUAGCAGUAGAGAGUGAGGAGAGAAAAGAGGAAUCCAGUCCAAGCACAGCAGCGGCAGUGAGCGCGAGUCCCCAACCAGAGAAGGUGUUGACCCCGGUAGAGACCCCGCAGGCAAAGAGCAGCACGGUAACGCCGCCCCUGGCCCUGCCAAACCUGGCCAACAUCGAUUUGGGCAAGAUCAGCUCCAUCCUCAGCAGCCUGACCACCGUCAUGAAGAACACAGUCAGCCCAGCAGUUGGUCAAGCGCCUGUGCUUGCGGUAACGUCAGCGGCUCCUGCUGGCGGGCAACUGAAUAGUGGCCUCAAGGCCCCCACGCAGAAGCCUUCUCCAGUCACUCCCAAUCCUCUGGCGAGCAUCCUGUCAAAAGUUGAAUUAACUCCAGAGAGCAUCCUGUCAGCACUCAGCAAGACACAGGGGCCCUCUGCUCCAGCUCUGCAAGGUCUCUCGUCAUUGCUUCAGAGUGUGACAGGAAACACUUCUGUUCCAUCCAGCAGUGCAAGUUCAAAUAUUUCUACCCCGGCAGUGACCAAUGUCACCAGUCCGAUAGAUAAAGGUGUUCCCAUUAUUAAUGCCAGUACUCAGUCUAUGAUCCAGGGGCUUAUCGGCUGCUCUCCAAAUUCGCCUGCGUCUGAAGUUUCCUCUGGCUCAUCUGUGAACUCAGCCCCUGUAAACCACAGCCCCGCUCUAUCCAGUGCAAACCUGAAGGCCCCCGCCAACACUACAGUGCUUGACAGCUCUCUCCGCAGUACCACUUCUGGAUCAAGGGGAGGCUUGACCAGCCAGAAGUCAUCGGCGGAGGCGGUGGCAGAGGAAACCGAGGCCGAGCCGCCCUCGCCGUCGAGUUUGGAGAUGAAGAUUCACAACUUCUUGAAGGUCAACCCAGGCUUUAAGGCUUUGGAUCUCAAUAUCCCGCUGCUGAGCAACCUGGGCUCUGGUGAUUCGAAGAGUCUGCUGCCGCCGUCAGACGCGAGUCGUAACCCUGGCAGCGCCAUGCUGGACAACCAGGACGGCACGCCCGUCCGAGACGAGCGAGGUGGGACCCCCACCCAAGAUGAAAUAAUGGACAAGCCAGCCACCCCGGGCCCGAUUGAUCCAAUGUCCUUGCUGUCGAAGUUAAUCAGCCCGCCCUCCUCUUCAACCAGCAGCACUAUCUCUCCCCCACUUUCCCUCCCGCAAAACAGAGAUUCCGCUUACUCAGAGAUUUCCAACACUGUGCCUUCUUACCAAAGCAGCUCUUCGUACGGCCGUGGCAGGAGCCCGUUCCCUCCUUCUUUCAAGCCCUCCGAAAUGUGGGAGCAGUCGUCUCCCCACAGGGAUUCCCCUCCUGAACAGUUUUACUCGGGUGAAUCCUGCACUGAUUUUGAUUACGCAGGUCCACCUCCUUCAGUCUCCAGCUUGGCGAAGCAGCUCCCGAAAUCCAUUCUCAAGUCAAAUAAAUCUGAUCAGAGUCCCAAUGAAUACCAGUCUGUUUCCACCAGUUACAGUCGCCUCAAGUCUGUGUUCUCCAAGCCUAUGAAGUCCAUUCUUAAGAAGCAGGAGGCUUAUGGCAGCAGGUCAAAUAGCAGGGGGGGGUACGGAGAUGAUGAUCAGGGGGUUGAGCACGAGAGCCUGUCUUCACCCAGCCGGAACAAUCCGUUCUUCCCCUCAGAGUCUAACAACAUCAUCUUGCAGCCCUCUUUCUCAGAUAUGUCUCGCGCGGGAUCACUUCCGAAAGUGUUCGCCGACUCGCUCACUUCCCGCCAGUCGUCUUCCACACAAAGUGCCGGUUCUUAUAGCCGCAUGCCGGUCACAAGCAUUGAGAAAGCUGGGCCGCUAGGCUCCCCUGUCUCUGCCACUUCCACCAUAGAGUUUAAAAACAUGCUCAAAAAUGCCUCCCGCAGGCCUACUGAUGAGAAGCCUUUAGAGAGCCCCAUUAGUCCAGCUCCGACAGGAGGCGUGAGCGAAAAAGGGAGCUUGUCAAUCUUUGGACAGACUGGGAUUGCAGAGACUGGGGAGGACGAGCAGCAUUGUAUAGAGACUCACAUAUCCACGUCUGAAUUAUCCAAAAGCAUAGAGGAGAAAGGAGCCCCCAUUGAAACACUAGGUUCCAGUACCCCGUCAGCAGGGAGGCUGAUGUUUGGAGAGCCUAUUCAGACUCUGGACUCUAGCCGAGGGUCAGGCAGAGGUAAUCUGAGUCAUGGGAGAGGGGGCUCUAGGAGCAGUUGGUUUGAACAGAGCGAAAACAUUUCAGACUUUGAAGAUGAGUCAUCCUCUCUUGACGUUUCUGAGAUGACUCAAGGUAUUCCUCCCAGUUUUAGAAGCCAGUUUGAAGAGCACCGACUCCAGUUCCCUGAUACUUCAAGCAGCUUUAGGUCCAACAGCUUUAGCUCCCCCUUUGAGAGGCAGACCCAGCAAAUGGGACUGCCGCCCGGCUCGCUGCACGAUCGGAUCGGGCCUCCCCCCGUUCCGAACCGUGACCACGUCGGGCACCCCCCUGGUCCGCCGCCAGAUCACGUACUUGCCCCGUGCACCCCGCAAGAUCACAUCGGACCCCCGCCCCCUCCUGUGCCCUUGCGAGAUAUCGGGCUGCCUCCAGUGCCCCCGCGGGAUCACCUGAGUCUGCCCCCGGGUCCUCCUCCUCCUCCUCCUCCUGUCUCCCAUGACCACCUCGGGCCUCCUGGCCCCACCCAGGAGCACGGGGCUGUCUCGUCGGGUUCCCUGAGAGAGCACGCUUCCUUCUCGGGUCCCCCUCAGGAUCACGGUGGGCCACCACCUGGUACUACCCAUGAGAAGAUCGGGCCUCCGCGGGACCACGCUGGGCCAGCCCCAGGCACUUCUGUUGACCACAUCGGGCCGCCGUCUGCUCCUCCCCCUGAUCACUUUGGUCCUGGCUUACCUCCUGGCCCCCCUCCACGGGAUCAUCUUGGCCCCCCGCCCCUGGCACUUGUCCCACCCCCAGUCCCCCCUCCUCAGGACGUUCUUGGUCCAUUGCCUGGAUCUCCUAGAGACCUCCUUGGCCCACUAGCCGGGCCCCCAAGAGAACUCCUAGGCUUACUACCGUGCCCUCCAAGAGACUUCCUUGGCUUAACCGGCAGGCCUCCAGUGCAGAGGUCGCCAAGGGAUUACUAUAGCCAAUCCUUUACACCCCAGCGAGAGUACAGUAACCCUGGUAGAUUCUUCCAGAGAGACUUCAGGGGCUCUUUCAGGCCUCGAGAAUCUUUUCAAAGUGGAAAGCGGCCCGGUUUGCCAUUCGGGAGCCCCCCUUUCUCCACGGCUCCGAAACGACCCUACAUGCCUCCUCGGUACUGAGAAAGCAAGAUGUUGCAGACGAGUGGGAAUGUUUCUGUGUUGGAGACUACGUGAAAACUCAUCUCUAACCCUUGCUCUCCGAGCAGCUGUUGUGGCUGUAGUGGCAAGGGUUUGGCGUGGCGCAUUGUCAGUCAUUGACUUGUCUUUUGGUGUCCUUGUCUGUUUGCCCUCCUGACUCACUUCCUGUUCUCCCACUCUGUCCUUCCCGAAGCUGACCUGCUGUGCUAGGUCAGAGGUGUAUGUAAGGUUAAAUGUUUCCGUACAGUAUCAUUACAAACUACUGCACAGCAAGUUUUCAUCAGAGGAGCUUGGAAACUUCCAUGAUGUGUAGGAAUCCUACAUGGAGCUAGAGAACCAUUUACUUUUACAUAAAGUAAAACUUUUGUAUUGCUGCAAAGUUCAUCAAGAAUACCGUCUUAAGAUACUGUAGCCUCUGUCCGAAACCUUUGCUAUUUUGUGUUUGUUUUUUUUUUAAAAAAAAGUUACAGUUUUACUACGUGUACUAGUUUGUGGAGGGAAAAAUGUGGUUAAUUGCAAAUGUUUCUGUUGUCAUUGAAAGCAUUUGCAAGUGAAACACACCGCUCCCCUCCACCCAUAGUCAAAUUUCAGGGCUAGAAUUUUCAAAGCUGACACCGCAUUGUUUCUGAGUCAACGCGAUGAACACUAUUUUGUAGAGGGUUGUGUGUUUCCUGCACCAGACACUUUUCAAGAGGAAAGUGUUGAUUGGGCGGGGUGGGUGUUAACUGUACAAUCCAUUUCCUACUCACUGGAGAGGAUUCUGUGCCAACAGCUCGGGCUUUCUCCCCCCCCCCCCCCCCCCCCCCCCACCUCCGCACCCCCGUAAAUAACAAGUGUGUGUCAAUUCAGCUCCUUGGCAAAGGGUUCACAUCAGCCUGUGUGUGGAUUGUGCAGUGCAUUGAGGGUGGGCGUUUCUCCUUUUUAACCCCCCCCCCCCCC